AUGGGCGGGGCUGAGGCGCCUCUCAUUCCCCCUCCAUGCUUAGCGGGGCAGCAGGGCUGGAGAGACCUCCGGGGAGCACAGUCGCCAGUCCAGCACGGAGACUCGCCGCCCGGCCACAGAACCGCUCCUCACACUUGCCAGGAUUGCCAAACAUUCCUGAGAAAUAUACCUGCUCUUUAUGGCAUGUGGCUUGUAACUUUACUCCUGCUGUACUCUCUCCAAGAAGUACACAGUGAGGAUGUGGGCUCUACCAGGCUGUACUUUGUGAACGCCUCCCUGCAGAGGGUAACCUACUCCAGCUCGGUGGGGGUGUCCCUGCCCUGUCCAGCAGGGGGCACCCCCAGUGCCAUACUGCGCUGGUACCUGGCCACCGGCGAUGACAUCUACGACGUGCCGCACAUCCGCCACGUGCACGCCAACGGCACCCUGCAACUGUACCCCUUCUCGCCCUCGGCCUACAACAGCUACAUCCACGACAAUGACUACUUCUGCACUGCCGAAAACCAGGCCGGCAAGAUCCGGAGCCCCAACAUACGCAUCAAAGCUGUUUUCAGGGAGCCCUACACCGUGCGAGUGGCGGACCAGCGCUCGAUGCGGAGCAACGUAGCCGUGUUUAAGUGCCUCAUCCCCGUUGCCGUGCAGGAGUAUGUCAGCGUCGUGUCCUGGGAGAGAGACACCGUGUCCAUCGUCCCAGGUAACAGGUUCUCUCUCACCUCCUUCGGAGCUCUUUACAUCUCUGAUGUUCAGAAGGAGGACGCCCUCUCCACAUACCGGUGCAUCACCAAGCAUAAGUACAGCGGCGAGACGCGGCAAAGCAAUGGAGCCAGGCUCUCCGUAAUGGACCCCAACGAGUCCUCGCCCACCAUCCUGGACAGCUUCCAAGCAGGGGAGGUGCAGGCAGGCCAGAGCAUCGAGCUCCCCUGCACCGCAGGAGGUUACCCCAGCCCCACCGUACGCUGGCUGAAAGAUGGUCGCCCCUUGCCCUCAGAUGCCCGCUGGACACGGCGUUUGACAGGGCUGACCAUCAGUGACCUGAGGCUGGAGGACAGUGGCAGCUAUGCCUGUGAGGUCACCAACAGUUUUGGCUCAAAGGAGGUGUCUGGACAGCUUCACGUUAUAGAUCCACUACGUGUGACCUUAUCGCCUAAGAACCUGAAAACAGGCAUCAGCAGCACACUGUUUUUCACCUGCACUGUGGAGGGCUCUCCUGAAUACGCCAUCACCUGGUACAGGAACACAGAGCCCAUCAACCCCGACCAGCACAUCUCCAUCCAGGGGCAACACAACGACACGCUGCAGAUCACUGCGGCACAGAAGUUCCACUCCGGGGCCUACCAGUGCUUCGCCUCCCGAAAGGGCCACACUGCUCAGGACUUUUCCAUUAUACUGCUAGAGGAUGGUACUCCUCGUAUCGUGUCUUCCUUCAGCGAGCGGGUGGUGAACCCCGGCGAGCCUUUCUCCCUCAUGUGCGGGGCCAAAGGAGCCCCACCCCCGGCGAUCACCUGGACAUUGGACGACGAGCCUGUGGUUCGGGACUCCACCUACAAGACCAGCCAGUACACCCUGUCAGACGGCUUGACCGUGUCGCACGUCAACGUCAGCAGCCCGCUCAUCCGGGAUGGGGGAGUGUACCGUUGCGUCGCACGCAACUCGGCCGGUAGCGCCGAGUACCAAGCGCGCAUAAACGUAAGAGGUCCACCUCGAAUCAGACCCAUGCGGGACAUCACCGCAGUGGCGGGCAGGAACACCUACAUAACGUGCCGCGUGAUUGGCUACCCGUAUUAUUCCAUCAAGUGGCUGAAGGACGGCAUGCAGCUGCCCGAUAAUCACCGUCAAGUGGUGUUCGAGAACGGCACCCUGAGGCUGACGGACGUGCAGAAGGGCGCCGACGAGGGCACCUACUUGUGCAGCGUCCUGAUCCAGCCCCAGGUGUCGAUCAACCAGACCGUCCACGUAACUGUCAAAGUGCCGCCGCUCAUCCAGCCCUUUGAUAUCCCCUCUACCUCAGUGGGGAAGCUCAUGUACAUCGCCUGCGUGGUGUCAUCCGGGGACAUGCCCAUACGCAUCACCUGGCACAAAGAUGGCCAGCUCAUUGUGCCGGGCUCCGCCUCUGGCGUCGGAAUCGAGACCAAAGAGUUCAUGAGCUCCCUCCAAAUCUCCAAGGUGACACUGAAGCACAACGGGAAUUACACCUGCAUCGCCAGCAAUGCCGCCGCCACCGUCAGCUGGGAGAGGCAGUUGAUCGUUACCGUGCCACCGCGGUUUACGGUGCAGCCCAACAACCAGGACUGUAUCUAUGGCAAAGCUGGAGUUCUCAACUGCUCCGUGGAAGGUUAUCCACCGCCGAAAGUCAUGUGGAAACACGCCAAAGGUAAAAUCAGCUCAUCAUCCCGACAAUAUUGCAAUAACGAGAUGACACGAACAAGGACAAAUGAAGGCAGUGACACUUGGUUUAUCUGUGCAGGUGUGGGAAACCCUCAGCAGUACCACCCAGUCCCUCUAACCGGCCGAAUCCAGAUCAUGUCGAACGGCUCUCUGCUCAUCCGACAUGUUCUCGAGGAUGACCGGGGGUACUACCUCUGUCAGGCCUCCAAUGGAGUGGGCUCAGACAUCAGUAAGAGCAUGAUCCUCACUGUCAAGAUUCCUGCCAUGAUCACCAGCCACCCCAACACCACCAUGGCAAGGAAAGGCCAGACCAAGGACCUGAACUGCACAGCGCGGGGCGAGCAGCCCAUCAUCAUCCGCUGGGAGAGAGGGGACACCGUCAUCGACGCAGAGAGGAACCCACGUUACUCCAUCACCAUCAACAAGAAAGGGGACGAAGUCAUCUCCACCCUCAAGCUGAACCCAGCCGAACGAGGAGAUUCUGUCUUCUUCUCCUGCCAUGCCAUCAACUCCUAUGGAGAGGGUCGAGGUCUUAUCCAGCUCACUGUGCAAGAACCACCAGAUCCCCCGGAGCUGGAAGUGAGGGAAGUGAAGGACAGGAGCAUGAACCUGCGCUGGAUCCAACGGUUUGACGGAAACAGCAUCAUCACCAGCUAUGACAUCGAGUAUAAGAACAAGUCAGACUCCUGGGAUCACAUGUACACAACCAGGAACAUCUCACCCACCAACAACCAGGCCAACAUCGUAGAGCUGCACCCGGCCUGUGUUUACAGCAUCCGCAUGUACUCCUACAACAAGAUUGGCCGCAGCCUUCCCAGCAAAGAGCUCACGAUCAGUACAGAAGAAGCACCACCAGACGGGCCGCCAAUGGAUGUAAUCCUCCAGCCGAUGACAUCCCAGAGCAUACGGGUUACAUGGAGGGCGCCAAAGAAGGAGCUGCAGAACGGGGUGAUCCGAGGUUACCAAAUCGGUUACAGGGAGAACGGUCCAGGCAGCAACGGACAGUACAGCAUAGUGGAGAUGAAAGCUACAGGGGACAGCGAAGUGUACACCUUGGACAACCUAAAGAAGUUUGCCCAGUACGGGGUCGUGGUCCAGGCCUUCAACAGAGCCGGGACGGGCCCAUCCAGUACUGAGAUCAACGCGACCACGCUGGAAGACGUGCCCAGCGAGCCCCCGCAGAACGUGCGAGCCAUCUCGGUGACGUCGGACGAGGCGGUGAUCACGUGGGCCGAGCCUCCACGGCUGACGCUGCACGGUGUGCUGAAAGGCUACCGUGUUGUGUUCUGGUCCCUCUUCCCUGAUGGAGAAUGGGGGGAGAUGCAGAACAUCACCACGACCCGUGAGCAGGUAGAGCUGCGAGGGUUGGAGAAGUUCACCAACUACAGUGUUCAGGUGCUGGCCUACACGCAAGCCGGAGACGGGGUCCGCAGCAACGUGCUGUAUAUCCAAACCCGCGAGGACCUUCCUGGACCGCCGGCUGGAAUUAAGGCAGUUCCCUCGUCUCCAAGUAGCGUGGUUGUGUCCUGGUUACCACCCCACAAACCAAAUGGUGUAAUCCGCAAGUACACCAUCUACUGCUCCAGUCCAGGUUCUGGACAGCCAGCGCCCAGCGAGUACGAGGCCAACCCCGAGAUGCUCUUCUACCGAAUCACGCACCUCAGCCGCGGUAAACAAUACCACAUCUGGGCUGCAGCCGUGACAACUGCCGGCCGUGGGAACAUCAGCUCAAAGGUCACAGUGGAGCCUGCUGGGAAAGUCCCGGGUAAGAUCCUGUCCUUCGGUGGCACAGUGACCACACCCUGGAUGAAGGAAGUACGUCUGCCCUGCAGCUCGGUGGGAGAGCCCGCCCCCACGAUUAAAUGGACCAAAGACAGUGAGGACUCUGCCAUUCCAGUGACGGCCGACAGCCAGCGGCAGAUCUUAUCCAAUGGCACGCUGGUGCUGCGUUCGGUCAAAGCAGAGGACUCUGGGUACUACACCUGCACGGCCACUAACACGCUGGGCUUUGACACCAUCAUAGUCAAUCUUGUGGUGCAAGUUCCUCCGGACCAGCCUCGUCUGACUGUCUCCACCACCUCCACCUCCUCCAUCACCCUGGCUUGGAUCCCGGGGGACAAUGGAGGAAGCUCCAUCAGAGGGUUUGUGCUGCAGUAUUCUGUGGACAACACGGAGGAAUGGAGGGAUGUGUUCAUCAGCUCCACUGAGCGCUCCUUCAGGCUGGACAAUCUGCGCUGCGGAACCUGGUACAAGGUCAAGCUGGCCGCCAAGAACAGCGUGGGCUCAGGGCGCAUCAGUGAGAUCAUCGAGGCCAAGACCCACGGAAGAGAGCCGGUGUUCAACAAGGACCAGCCGUUACUCACCCACAUCAACUCCACACACGCAGGGCUCAACCUGCAGGGCUGGACCAGCGGCGGCUGUCCCAUCACCGACAUGAUGCUGGACUUCAGACCUAAAGGCACCUGGGCCUGGCAGAGCCUCAAGGCCAACUCCACCACGCAGCUCUUCCUCAGCGAGCUGCGGGAGGCCACGUGGUACGAGCUCAAAAUGAAGGCCUGCAACAGCGCCGGGUGUGGCAACCAGAGCUCCCAGUUUGCCACCACCGACUACGAUGGCAGUACAAUCCCCCCCAUUAAAUCAGCCCGUGGCGAAGGCGAUGAUGUGAAAAAGCUCUUCUCCAUCGGCUCUCCCGUCAUCCUGGUUACUCUGGGUGUUGCGUUGCUCUUCAUUAUCCGCAAGAAACGCAAGGAGAAGCGGCUCAAACGUCUCAGGGAUGCUAAGAGCCUCGCUGAGAUGCUUAUCAGCAAGAACAAUCGCAGUAUAGACACGCCUGUGAAGGGCCCUCCUCAAGGGCCGAGGCUCCACAUUGACAUCCCACGUGUUCAGCUGCUCAUUGAGGACAAGGAAGGCAUCAAACAGAUAGGCGAGGACAAGGCAGCGGUGCCAGUGACAGACACAGAGUUUAGCCAAUCAGUAAAUCCACAGAACUUCUGCACAGGCGUGUCUCUGCACCACCAAGCCCUCAUUCAGAAUUCAGGGCCUUUGAUUGACAUGUCAGACAUCCGUCCAGGCACAAACCCCGUGUCCAGGAAGAGCAUCAAAUCCGCUCACAGCUCCCGCAACAGAUACUCCAGCCAGUGGACGCUGAGCCGGCCGACUCAGAGCCAGUCGACAGCCUCGGCACGAACUCUGACCUCGGACUGGCGAACGAUGGGCUCUCACGGCAUCACUGCGACGGAGAGUGACAGCUACAGCGCCAGCCUCUCCCAAGACACAGAUAAGGGUCGCAACAGCAUGGUGUCGACUGAGAGCGCCUCCUCCACCUACGAGGAGCUGGCGAGGGCCUACGAGCACGCCAAGCUGGAGGAGCACCUGCAGCAUGCCAAGUUCACCAUCACGGAGUGCUUCAUCUCCGACAGCUCGUCUGACCAAAUGACCACAGGAACCAACGACCCAGCGGACAGCAUGACCUCCCUCAGCACGCCGUCUGAACCGGGCAUCUGCCGCUUCACCGCCUCGCCGCCUAAACCGCAGGACUACGACCGUGGUAAAAAUGUGGCUGUGCCCAUUCCCCACCGCGCCAACAAAAGUGAAUUCUGCAACCUCCCCCUCUACAUGAAGACAGACCCAUUCUUCCGCAAGCAAGGGGAGCUCCACGACCCAUGCCCGGUUGUGCCGCCGCGGGAAGCCUCGAUCCGCAGCCUGACGCAGCGGGCGUAUCACACCCAGGGCCGUCACAAAACUCUGGACCCUACCAAGCAGCCGUCCCUGACGCUGGGCCACUCUGGGCUGAGCAGCUUGGGUUCGAGCUUGGGCACCGCCACCUUGCCCCAAAGGACUCUCACCAUGCCCAGCUCCAACACCGCAGCAACAGCUUCCACUUCCAGCACAGGCAGCAACCCCACCAACAGUAACAAGGUGGGGGGCUCCAGAGACUCGCUGCUUGAGAGCAGCUCCUCUGCACUGGGGAGACUGCAGAAACAGAGUGCGGGGGCCUACUCCAAGUCAUACACACUGGUGUAGUCCAUUCUCUUGCACAGACUUGCACUGCUGUCCCACUCCUCAGCCAGCCCCACCCUGGCACUCUUCAGUCUGGGCCAGAAAGGGCAUGCAACCAUCUUUCUUUACACCCAGCUAAUGGUGAACUGCCCAGCACCCUGUCUAGUUUUCCUCGAGAUAGGUGCUCUCCCAAACAGAGACCCAGCUAACCCUACUUUUCAUGCUUACCUGGGACUCUGUAAAAGAACUACUAACUCCAACUAACAGUUCCAGCCGGCUGGUGCUCAGCUCCGCGCAGUUCUCACUGGAGCUGCACAGCAAAAAAAAAAAAGAAAAAAAACAGGAAGCGAUUCUGUGGUCAUUUGGACAUAUUGACUAUAACUGAGCUAAAAGCUCUGUGUUUAUGAUGAUGAAGACUACAAUAGCCAGUAUGAAGCUGUGUGGCCACCCUGUCUCUCACGCACACACAUGCUGUCCUCCAUACUUUGAGUAUUAUUGUCAAUUUGCAGGACGUCCCGUUAAGUUCCCUAUUCUUACUGUAUCUUCCACCCUCUAUGUGUCUCUUUAAGUCCCAAAUAUCUAUUGGCAAAUUCAAAUCCAAAAGAAAUGAUUCAGGUUCACUUCCAAGAAAGAAAAAAACACUUCUAUCCUGUUCGUGUGACAGAAUCUCUCCAGCUGAACAGUGUCGACAACUCAAAUGAACCAGCUAUGAUUAUUCAUAUUACAAAUAGAGAAUAUUUGGUAAUAUAAAGAAUUUACAUAUAUAUUUCUAUGUAGGUAUAUUAUUGACGUUUACGUUAAAUUAUGAAAAAGUAUAAAUUGUAUGUGCCACAAUAGUGUACAUACAGAAAUUAAAUGUUAAUGUCAAAUUUAAGAACGAGACAAUCGCUCAAUCAUAAAAAUUUAAGAAGAGAAAUUUAAAGAAGGUUUGACUAAAGAAAGAAAAAAAGUUUAGUGUAUAUACAGGAACGUCUGUAUAUUACUUGUAUGUGACCGACUAUGAGAAGUGUCCCAUGAUGAGGUGGGAAAAAGCAUGACAGGCUACUUAGUUUUAGUUUCAGUUCCUGAAAAGGGAAACAACUGACUGGUUGAACAGAUUAUAACCUCCCCGGUUUGCAACGCCUACUUUACUGGUGGAAACAAUCACGACAGAAAGCCUCCUCAUGGAGACUCUACGGAGUCUGAUGGGUUAGUAAAUACAUGUACGUUCAGAAACCAAAUAAUCAGUAUCAAAGAAGAUCCCUAAAUCAGUUUUAUGUUUAUGUUGCUAUUAGCUGAAGGCUUGAGUUAUCCUACAGUAUUAAAGCCUCUGUUACUGAAAGUCACAGAGAUACUAACAUAUUCAGCUCUUCAGAGAAAGGAGAGAAAAAGAAGGAAUCCCAGUUAUGAUGUGAAUGAAAAAUAAUAUAAUGAGAGAAGUUCUAUGUUCAGGGAGUUCAUUGAAAAAAAACAAAAUAUAUAAUGUUCACUUAAUUGAUAUCUUUGUUGUUGCCCUGUCUGAAGUACUGUACACAGUAUGUCCCACUUUAUUUACCACCACACCCCUCCAUAAAUGUACGUUCACACAAGAUCCUAUUGGGAUGUUUUCUCAAGCAUUGCCAUGAUAGUGUUCUGUGGUUUGUAUUCAUUUGAUCAAUUUGUUUGUUUUGUUUGUCCAGGGAGGGUGAUGUCUGUCAGUCUGUUGAUUUUGAUUUAUAAUAUUCCUUUUUGAAUUAAUUUAGGAUUUUGACAAAAAAUGUUUGAUUCCAGAGGCCAAACAGUACUGAGGUAUGUGGCCUGUGACUAAAACCAGUUCAGCCAAGUGAAAUCAGGGACUCGUAGCUCUUUUAGUCACACAAACUACUAUUGUAUUGUGUAUAUACUGGACUGGAGGUGGUCUGUAAACCUGAAGCAUUCAUACUCCCGUCCAUUUCCCCUGCUCAGAUAAAUUAAAGUAAAAAGUCACCACCGCGAAACAUAAAGAUCCAUCAUCUCUACCUUUGUCAGUGUUGUUUAUAGAUUAAGUCUUGUACAUAAAACACAGUUUUGUAUGAAGAGCUAUUUUCGUCAGAAUAAAUCAGGGGACACAUCAGGGUUGAAUGCCCCAAUUUCAAAAUUGAAAUAGUAUCAAAAAUAAAAUAUUUUACUUCUGAAAUGGGCAAAAAAAAACAUUUUUCUUUCCCUUUAUGUUUUUUAUACUAAUUUGUUGAAUUUUUAUUCUUUUUUAAAGGUCUUUUGAUGUUGUCAUUUGUCCUAUUUACUUUUUUUAUUAUCAUUAUUUUGUAUUUUGUUCAUCCUCAGAAAAGUCAUUGCAUGCUUGCUAAAAGGGAAAAAUUGAGAGAAAAAAUGUAUGAAAAUCAAAAGCUAAAAAAAAGGUUGAGGGUAUCCCAAACAUUUGUUUGAGUUGCUUGUUAUAGCAAUUGCUUGUGUUCAAAAGUACAUUUUCUAUGAAAAGAAAGCAAAAACUAAAAAGAUCAUUCUAACACCUUGUGCAAUAAAGCUAUCUUUCAUACGUCA
Hippoglossus stenolepis (Pacific halibut) is the source of this 8880-nucleotide messenger RNA. RefSeq names its product Down syndrome cell adhesion molecule-like protein 1 homolog. Gene Ontology annotation, cellular component: plasma membrane; axon. Lineage: Eukaryota; Metazoa; Chordata; Actinopteri; Pleuronectiformes; Pleuronectidae. The record is from RefSeq and is a predicted model, not a curated record. Gene Ontology annotation, molecular function: cell-cell adhesion mediator activity. Gene Ontology annotation, biological process: homophilic cell-cell adhesion; dendrite self-avoidance; axon guidance. The transcript has 32 exons. Bases 1 to 6408 code for a protein of 2135 amino acids.